Messenger RNA from Lathyrus sativus (Indian pea), 630 nucleotides. The record is from the annotation of a GenBank genome assembly. Lineage: Eukaryota; Viridiplantae; Streptophyta; Magnoliopsida; Fabales; Fabaceae.
AUGGCUACUGAAACAGUUUUGGUUGAUGAAAUCUCUUACCCUUCCAAGAUCACUACUACCAAGCCUCUUUCUCUCCUUGGUCAUGGGAUUACUGACAUGGAGAUCCAUUUUCUCCAAGUGAAAUUCUAUGCAAUUGGGGUUUAUUUAGAAUCUGAAGUAGUUAACCAUUUGCAACAAUGGAAAGGGAAAUCUGCCAAGGAAUUGGAAGAUAAUGAUGACUUCUUUGAUACUCUCAUAUCUGCUCCUGUGGAGAAGGUAAUUAGGCUUGUGGUGAUUAAGGAGAUUAAGGGUGCACAAUAUGGUGUUCAGAUUGAGACUGCUGUGAGGGACCGUUUGGCAGCUGAUGACAAAUAUGAGGAUGAAGAAGAAGAAGCUUUGGAAAAAACUAUUGAAUUUUUCCAGUCCAAGUACUUCAAGAAAUAUUCAGUCAUCACAUAUCAUUUCCCUGCAAAUUCUUCAACUGCUGAGAUUGUGGUAUCUUUGGAGGGGAAAGAAGAUUCAAAGUAUGUAGUAGAGAAUGCCAAUGUUGUUGAGACUAUUCAGAAAUGGUAUCUUGCUGGUUCAAGGGCAAUAUCUCCUUCAACCAUUACAUCUUUGGCUACCAAUCUCUCUGAGGAAUUGUCCAAGUGA